UGCAGUGCACAGGCAGUGUCAGCAGGAGUGUGUCUGCUGCUCCUCUCUUCCUAAUACCAUCUGGGAAGCCAGCUUCAAGUUCAGGGAACAUCCACUGCAUCUAGGAUUCGAAAAAAGAAAUUAAAUUACUCCUGCCAAUGAACACUGCCUGAUCUUGCCCCAGGAAUCAAAAAUGGGUACAGGGGAUUAUAUCUGCAUCACCAUGACUGGAGGAUCCCCUUGGGGGUUUAGACUUCAAGGGGGCAAGGAAGAAAAGCAGCCUCUGCAGAUUGCCAAGAUUCGUAAUAAGAGCAAAGCAUCCAAGGCUGGGCUGUGUGAAGGGGAUGAGGUGAUAUCUAUCAAUGGCAAUCCCUGCGCUGACUUGACCUAUGCUGAAGUUAUCACCCUGAUGGAAGGCCUGGCUGAUACUCUACAGAUGCUUAUCAAGAGGUCUUCCAGUGGGGUGAACGAGACCUUGAGUCCCGAAACAGAAAAUGGAAACUGUGGAGAUAUUAAAAAUGAAGAAUAUAAAGAAAGCACCACCCUGCAAAUCAGAACAGCAGUGGCGAGGCCCCACCGAGAGUUACAGAUCACAGGGGGGCUCACCGAGGAAGCACUCCAAAAAGAUGUGGAGCGAAGUGAUGUGGAUUUUUCUGGGACAAAGCAAGAAGGAGAGCUGAGCCACUGUCACAAAAUCCCUCCCAAAGUGAUAGAAGCCCCUAAAGCACACUUCAUUGAUGUGCCUGCUUUCAGUGGGGGGACUGGAGAAACAGCAGGCCCUACAGUUGAGCUGCAGUUGUCCCUCUCAUAUGACCAGCACAAAGGCAUCUGUACUCCGGGUCUGAGCGUCCUGGGGGCUGAACAGGGUAAGCCUUCCGAAACAGGACCCGGCCUGCUGCAAGAUGGAACUAGCUGGGUGACUGCAGCUCCUGGUGCUGAGAAAGACCCUGCUAUCCAAUGGUCGAGCAGGACAUUUAAGAUUGCUAGCAGCAAGGAGGUCAAAGCCACCCAUGGAGUUGAGACAAAGGAGCCCUCCCUCACCAAGGUGGAAGUGAUCCUAGACUGCUCCGACCGGGUGAAGGAAGCAUCCAGGUCUCUGACUGAAAAGGGGUGUGUGGAUUCUCAAGGGGAAGGAGGGCAGUCAGAAGCACCUCCUUCCGUAGUCUCCUUUGGAAUCUCAUCAGAAGGCACAGAGCAGGGAGAAGACGACCAGCACUCCGAAAGGGAACAUAGCAGACCUCACAAACACCGGGCAAGGCACGCCAGGCUCAGACGGAGUGAGAGCCAGUCAGAGAAGCAAGUGAAAGAAGCCAAGUCUAAAUGUAAGAGCAUUGCCCUACUGCUGACGGCAGCUCCAAAUCCCAAUUCCAAGGGGGUGUUGAUGUUCAAGAAGCGUCGCCAAAGGGCCAGGAAAUAUACUUUAGUCAGCUACGGCACUGGGGAGCUAGAGCGUUACGAGGACGAAGAAGACGAGGGCGAAGAAGGUGACAAAGAGAACGCAUUUGAAGUAACCUUACUGGGCACGAGCGAGUCGGAAAUCGAUGAAGAUUUCUUCUCUGACCUUGAUAAAGAAGACCGGAUUGUGACAUUUGACUGGGACACUGGGAUACUCGAAGUUGAAAAGAAACCAAAAAGUGGGGACGAGAUGUCUCAGCUGCUUCCAGAGAGCAAGGGGAAGGGGGCACUCAUGUUUGCCAAACGACGUCAAAGAGUGGACCAGGUCACUGCUGAACAAGAGGCAAUGAAGAUGCAGGCAGUGCACAGGAGUUCUGAGGAGCACCGGGAGGCCGCUUCAAUGGAAAGCACCACCAAAAAAAUUAGUUCCUCCUCCUAUCAGGCAAAACACGAAGAAGCAUCCAGAGUUCAGCAGAGCCAUAUAAGUAAAAGCUACAUAGAAGUGAGCCACAGACAUGGCACAGCAGUUCAGCAAAAUGGCAUUGGAAUCGCUCCUGAGACAAAUAUGAUGUAUCCAUCUUCCGAAGCCCUAAAAUCACCUGCUUCAAACAGAACAGCCAAGCCUUUCCCUGGUGUUCAGAACAGAGCAGCAGCCCCAUUUUCACCCACCAGAAGCAUGACAAGCCCCCUCUCAGAUCUGCCUGUGCCACCUCCUUACACCUCAGUCAGCCCGCCACCUGAAGCCUUGUAUAGAACUGUUUUGACUCCGGUUGCGACCAGCACGACUCAGUCGCCUCUAUGGUCUCCAACAGAAUCGACAGAGCAGAUUGCUUCCAGGGAUGAAAGGAUUGCGGUGCCUGCCAAAAGAACUGGAAUACUGCAAGAGGCAAAGAGAAGAAGCACUGCAAAGCCAAUGUUUACUUUCAAGGAAGCCCCCAAGGUGAGUCCUAAUCCUGCUCUUUUGUCCCUUGUGCAGAAUACGGAAGGCAAGAAAGGUGCUGCCACUGGCUUUGAAUCAGGCCCUGAAGAAGACUACCUCAGCUUGGGAGCGGAGGCCUGCAAUUUCAUGCAAAUCCAAGCAGCCAAACAAAAGGUCCCACCUCCAGUUGCUCCAAAACCAUCACUAAAGGUUUCUCCUACUGCCACAACACCAGUUUCACCAGUCUGGUCACCGCCAGCCAUAGCUGUUGCCCACUCUCCCAUCUUUCCAGCUCCAAAUUCACCUGAAGUGGCCACUCCGGCAGUUAUCAAAAUAUCACAACCUGCUUAUCCCCCUCCUCAGCCCCCCAGUACUCUUAACCUAGCUGGUCCCUUUAAAGGGCCUCAAAAACCAUCACCACACCAAAAUUAUACACCCAAGCCAACACCCACCACACCGCUAGGAAAUGCUGUGCUUGCUGGAGGAGUGGGGCCAGCUUUUGAGAUGCCCCCUGCUUUGAGUGGGAAGGGAGCCCAACUCUUUGCCAAAAGGCAAUCCCGAAUGGAAAAGUAUGUGGUAGACUCAGAAACUGUGCAGGCCAACCUGGCACGGGCUUCAUCACCAACUCCAUCUUUACCAGCUUCUUGGAAAUAUUCGUCAAAUGUUCGAGCACCACCACCUGUGGCUUAUAAUCCCAUCCACUCCCCAUCUUACCCUCUGGCUGCCACCAAACCACAGCCAAAGUCCUCUGGAGUUGCCAAAACCACCAAGAAAAAGCCUAAAAAAGCACUUAGUUCCUUGGAAGUUAUGAAGCAUCAACCAUACCAGCUUAAUGCAUCCCUAUUCACAUUUCAACCUCCCUCUGAUAAGGAACACCUACUUCCUAAGCAACCUGCAAAGAUUGACUCACUGUCUGCCUCAAAACAAGCUCUACCUUCAAGAUCACUGAAUGCUGGUUCUCCUUCUAAUGUCCGAGCAUCUUCAGUGUACUCUGUACCAGCCUACAGUUCACAACCCUUCUUCCCGUCGAAUGCCUCUAGCCCUGUAAUUGAGUCCUGUGCAUCAACAGGUUACCCUAUCUUUUUGAAGCAAGAACCAGCAUCCUCCUCUACGUUUACUACUCCCAAGCCAAAGUUCUCAGCCAAAAAAGUUGGUGUCACAGCACAGGAAAGAGGCUAUGAACAAUCUUUAUCAGUCCCUGGAUGGGUUUCUUCGCGAUCCAUGUCACCGAUUUCUCCUGUGAUGUUCCAAGCUGCUCCUGAUUAUUUUAGCAAACCAUCUUCAGUGGUUGACAAGCCUGGGAAGAGGUUGACGCCUUGGGAAGCAGCAGCAAAGUCCCCUCUAGGACUUGUGGAUGAUGCCUUUGGGCCCCAAACCAUGGAAGAGUCAAUUGUAGCAAAUGUGGUGUCAGCUGCUCGCAGGAAAACAUUACCUGCACCACCAGAUGACUGGAAACAAAAAGUGGCCUACGAGCAUCCAGCCCCAAGCGCCCAUGCUAAAUUAGCAUCAUUUGGAAGGAGCCAUUCGGCCGCCAUAUUCCCUGCAAAGAGCACAAUGUCUGCUCCUAGCUCCAGUGUCCAUUGCGGCUCUCGCCUGCAGCAUGCAUACUAUGGCCAACGUGCCCGAACUGAUCCUGACAUGGUCUCCAUGGAUUCCAGGUCUGAUUACUGCUUGUCAAUAGCUGACUCCAAUUAUAAUCCACAUCCAAAGGGAUGGAGACGCCAAACAUGAAAAGCAGAAGACAUUAUCUCAGUUUCCCUUCUUGCAAUACUACAAGUCUUAGAUUCUAGGCUUAAUUAAACAUGGGGCGAAGUCUCCUGUGUGGAUAGAUGUUUUCUGGCCUGACUAUACCUCGACUAAAGAGGUCAAGAGUUAUCUAA
This is a messenger RNA of Elgaria multicarinata webbii, 4173 nucleotides long. It is a transcript of the gene SYNPO2, whose product is annotated as synaptopodin 2. The record is from RefSeq and is a predicted model, not a curated record. NCBI's taxonomy places the organism in Eukaryota, Metazoa, Chordata, Lepidosauria, Squamata, Anguidae. Gene Ontology annotation, cellular component: stress fiber; nucleus; Z disc. Gene Ontology annotation, molecular function: actin binding. The transcript is spliced from 5 exons. Bases 173 to 4024 code for a protein of 1283 amino acids. Gene Ontology annotation, biological process: positive regulation of actin filament bundle assembly.